Messenger RNA from Rotaria socialis, 495 nucleotides. The record is from the annotation of a GenBank genome assembly. Lineage: Eukaryota; Metazoa; Rotifera; Eurotatoria; Philodinida; Philodinidae.
AUGCGUAUUCCAUAUUUAAAUAUACCGUGUAUAUUAAAUGAAACCUGUUUUCAUGGCCAAUGUAUUCACGCUGAAGAUUUUCUUAUUGGUUGGUAUGAAUUUUGUCUAUGCAAACAACAUUACUCAGGUUAUGAAUGUAAUGAGCAAACGAAAUUAAAUCGGAGCGAUUGGUUUAUUAUUUCAACAUGUCUAACUACAUGUCUAUGCAUUGUUCUAUGUCUUUUAUGUGUCCCAUUUUUGCACAAUUUUUUAAAAGAUGAUUUUUAUCCUCAAAUAAUUGAAUGUACACGUUCAACGCCCUAUGUUGAAAUUAGUUCACCAACAUCUGCUCUACUUACUGGUAUGCGAAUCUAUCGAAUACCAUCUGACUAUCUAUCGAGACGACGAACAAUUAUUGAUCGGCUUGCACCAUUACAUUCUAUAUCGUCACUUGCGUAUUUAACUCGUAUUCGAAAUAUGAGAGUUCAAAGACGAGACGAGCAGAUACAUACAUAA